AUGUGGAGCUUGGCUAAUAAAGCACCAUUCAUGCUUCGUGGAGGUGGUUGUGGAUCGGUUAAAAUAAGUCCACACACAGAUGAAAACUUAAAGUCAGAUAAUCAAGCCCUAUACAAUUUCAUUACCAGAUUGAAUUACUUUGUUGAAACAAUUUGCACAAAAGCCUCUGUAGCUGCAAAUUAAUCAGAAUCUUAAGAAAUAACUAUAGCCAUUCAAUGGUUUAUUUUUUAAGAGGAAAAUAUCUACAAACUUAUCAAAGAUGUCUAAAAUGCUAAGAAAUCCUAUAACUUAAUCUUAGAUGGAAUUCGUAAAUUAUUGAAAAGCUGUUUGAUCUACAUUAGAACAGAUUAGUUUAAAUGCUUAUAUAUCUUAUAAAUUACAGCCUCUCUAUCUAAAGUUAUAUUUUGCUUUCAUAUAACAAAUGACUAAAGAUUUAUGAAAUGUGAAUUAUAAAAGGAAUUUUUAGAUAUUUCAGAUGAAUUAAAAUAAUAAAUGGAAAUAGAGAAAAAUGAUUUGAUUCAUAUUUAAAUGGAGCUUUACCUUUUCUUAACGAAAACUUCUUUCGAGAUGGCUCCUAAUAAUAGUAACGAAAGGGAUGAUAUUUUAAAAGGGUGUUUAAGUGGUAUAAUUGCUUCGAUAAUACAAAUGAAACCUAAUGCAGAAUUACUUGAAUCAUUGUUCAAAGGAGCCCUUCUGGUAUACAAAAUGUAUGCAGUUUCAAAAAAUAGAAAAUAAUAUGAAAUUUACUUUUAAAUAGAUAUGUUGUAAUGGGAGAUUAUCAGUUAUUUUAAAAAUGAAAAAGAAAAAAAUUUAGAAGAAAUAAUUGAAAAAAUUCAAAUAAUUCAUGAAUAGCUUGUGAAAAAUUCAAUUAAUUGGAUGUCUCAUUUGUUGUGGAUUUAAAUGAUUGGGAAAAUUUUAAUAUAUAAUCCUCUUUUAACAAAAUAAUAAUUAUAUCAGCUAACUAGUUAAUUCAAUUUAGGAGCCAAUUCAAGGUAAAUGUGGAAGGAAUAUCAAAAUAAAGGAUUACUAAUUUAAAUGAACCAUAGCAAUAAUUAAGCUGUCAUUCUACUUCACUAGCUUUAAAAUAAAGAAUUACUUUAACUUGAUAGAGUUAUAUUAGAAGAUUGUUUCAAAGAAUGGGAAAACUUCUUAUUACUUAAAGACUACUUGUUAAAUGAAAAAAAUCCAAAUAUCUAUUUCACAUUUUAAUCAUAUUUACAAAACAAAUUGAAAGGAGUGAGUAUAGAAUCCUAAAAAGAUGAAAAUACUUUGAUUGGAAAAAUUUUGACAUUUUUUGAUUUCAUUAUUUCAAGUAAAUUACUAGCUUUAAUUAAAGAAAAUUAUGAGAAAUUAGGUGUAGUAAUUAAAAGUUAUCGAACUUUUAUGAAAAAGAAUACUCACUUGACCAAGAAGAUAUAAUAAAAAAUUUAACAUGUCUAAAUAAAUUAAAUGAUUCAGAACUUCAAAUAAUAUUUACAAAAUAUUCAAAAAAUCAUUAAAAUAAUUAGGCUUAAUUUAUGGAAAUAAUAUUUUUAGAUCUAAUAAUUUAACUAGAAAUAGAUUAUUCAAUUCAAUAAUUUAUAAUAACUUAAAUAUUUGAUGAAAAUGUUAGAAAAACUAUUAGAAUUAUUAAUUUAAGAUUUUAAGGAUAGGAUGAAUGAAUAAUAAAAAAAUCAAUCAUCAAAUCAAAAAGAUGAAGAUGAAAGGGAAGAACUUUGGAGGUAGAAAGAAUUUAUUUAAGAUUAAUUAAGUAAACUUGAAUUGGAAGUUAAAAUUUAGCAACUUGAUGAUUUGAAGAAGAAACUUUUGUCUUUGCCAGAUGCUACUCUAAACUAACCAAAAUUUUUGGAAGCAGCUUAAAGUCUGAUACAAUUUAUUGCAAAUUCUUGGAAAUAAUUAGAAAAGGUUGAAAUUUCUUUACUUAAAUAAAAUGAUCACAAUUGUUUUUUUGAGUAUUAUUUGAAUAAUCUUUAUUUAUACUAUGAAGCUAUAAAUUAAGAACUAGAAAAUGAUUAUAAUGAAUCCAUGUCAUUUAUUAAGGAAUUUUUUCAAAUCAAGUAUGAUAUUGAGAAUCAUAAAGAGAUUAAAGGAUUAAUAAAAUAUCUUCUAAAUUUAAUAUGCAAGCAUCUAAAACUACAUUUAAAGUUAGACACUAUCAAGAAGUCUUUCAUGAAUAUCUUACAAUAGGCGAGUCUAUAAGAUUUACAAAAAUUGUAACAAUUUAUCAAUCUUGAUGGAUUCCUAAUAUCGAUAAUUAAAGAUUACCCAAAAAAAAAUAAUUAGAUCUAAAUGUGAUAUUGUAAAUGUGACUGCCUUUGAAUUAAAAAACCUAUAAAUCACAGAAUAAGAUUAUUAAAAUAAAUUAUCAAAGUAAAAAGCAUUGAUAGAAUACCUCCAAUUUCGUUUCUCAAUAGAUAAAUAAAAGAUUUCUUCAGAAGAAUUAGAUUUAAAAUUAAUAGAGAAGGAAUUAGGAGGAUUAUUUAUAAACGAAUCUUCUACCUAAAUGAUUGUGGAAAAUUUUAUGAAAGAUCUAACUAUUGAUCAAUUAUUAAAAAAUGUAAUUGAGGAAAAAUAUAAUUUAUCUUAAUUGGAGUUAGAUAGGCGAAAAUUUGAAUUUUUUUUGUCAAACUUGAGAAAAAUUAAAGAUUGA
Molecule: messenger RNA, 2650 nt
Organism: Paramecium sonneborni
Lineage: Eukaryota; Ciliophora; Oligohymenophorea; Peniculida; Parameciidae
Source: the annotation of a GenBank genome assembly